CAUCUCAUUCUCUCUCUUUCGCCUUUAUCACCUUACAACAACCAUGUCCGGAAAGGGAAAGGGAGGCCGCGGAAAGAAGUCGACCACCAGGUCGGCCAAGGCUGGACUGCAGUUCCCUGUGGGCCGUGUCGGCCGCUUCCUCAAGAAGGGCAAGUACGCGUCCCGCGUGGGUGCGGGAGCUCCCGUGUACCUGGCCGCCGUGCUGGAGUACCUGACCGCCGAGGUGCUUGAGCUGGCCGGCAACGCCGCCCGCGACAACAAGAAGGCCCGCAUCAUCCCCCGCCACAUCCAGCUGGCCGUCCGGAACGACGAAGAGCUCAACAAGCUCCUUGGCGAGGUGACCAUCGCGUCCGGCGGCGUGCUGCCCAACAUCCACGCCGUGCUCCUCCCCAAGAAGGUCGUCAAGAAGUAAGCUCCCCUCCUUCGACAUGGCAGCCUGCUGAUCCGCCGCGUGGUAUCACCACCAACUGCGUGCGAACAAAAACCUGGUGUUUACUCAACACCACCCUUUCGAAACUGAGAAAAACAUCAGAGCCGAACCUGCCGUUUGCCCCCAAGACCUUGAUUUGAGUUGCAGUUUGUUGGAUUUGACGAGUGUUGUGAAAGUUAAAGUUCGUGUCAGCAGGAGGAGAGGUUGUGACUCAGCCUGGUUGAAGAUACCAUCAUGGAUCACAAGGGUGUGUAUGAGUGGUACGUACCUUGUGUCAGUGUGAUACAUAAAAAGUAGUGUACUCACAGAAUUUUCUAAAUGGAUUCGGUUUGAAUGACCCCGAGUGGGAAUGAAUGA
Messenger RNA from Ectocarpus siliculosus, 787 nucleotides. Lineage: Eukaryota; Phaeophyceae; Ectocarpales; Ectocarpaceae. The record is from the annotation of a GenBank genome assembly.